CUCUCUCUCUCUCUCUCUCAGAUUUCCACUUUGUCUUUACUGUCUUUCCUGGAGAAUCCAUUGAAGAGUUCCGAUAACACUAAGCUAGCGUUCACACCAAAGUAGCCACUGAGCAAGAGAUUAGAAUCUAGGAAGUUGAAUCGGAAGCUUCCAUUCAGGCCCUGGAGGUUUCAGGCUGCUCAGGAGUGCAUGCGCCUUGGACUACAAAAUAGAGAUAUGUGCCUUGGACUAUGAAAGUUGCACAGUCCAAAACUUAAAACCAAUGCCAAAAUUUCAUGUGUGCUUAUUCCGUCCGUCCACUCCUAAGAAAACUCAAACCUAUUACUUCUGUCCCAUUUCACUUCUGUCCCAGGAACUACCAUUCCCUCCCUUUUAACUACUUUUUUAACUCUUGCUCUUCUCUUUCAGACCUUAAGUGCAUCCAUGCUCUAAUCUUCCAACAUGGAUCCAACCAAAACCUUCUCCUCUCCACAAAGCUUGUUACUUUGGCAUCUUCCAUGGCCCCUACCAUGGACUAUGCACGAAAACUGUUCGACACAAUGCCCGAAAGGGAUGCAUUUCUUUGGAACACUUUGAUCAGGGGUUAUGCUGAUCGGGGUCCUUGCCAUGAAGCCAUAGUUUUGUACAGAAACAUGCAUCACAGUGGGUUGUCCCCUGAUAACUAUACUUUCCCUUUUGUGGUUCGCUCCUGCACAGUGCAGUUGGCUUUGAGGGAAGGGAAAGAAGUGCAUUGUAACGUUAUUAAAUAUGGGUUUCAUUCAGAUGUGUUUGUUCAGAGCUCUUUGGUCAGUAUGUAUGCACAAAGCGGUGAAACUUUGAACUCAGAGAUUAUUUUCAGUGACAUGAUUGUGAAGAACAUAGUUUCUUGGACUGCGAUGAUAGCAGGCUAUGUGCAAAAUGGGUUCUACAGAGAAGGGUUAUCUGUUUUGCGAGAUAUGGUUGCUUCAGGGACCCAACCAAAUGUGGUUACGCUGGUCAGCAUCCUCCCUGCUUGUGCUAGUUUAAAAUUUUUGGAUUUAGGAAAACUAAUCCAUGGUUUCGGAAUUAAAGUUGGUGUUGACUCAGAUAUGGCACUCAUGAAUGCUUUGAUUGCAUUUUAUGGUAAGUGUGGGAAUCUUGACACGGCAAGAUCUUUAUUCAAAGGGAUGGUAGUAAGAAACCUGGUCUCGUGGAAUGCAAUGAUCGCCGCUUAUGAACAGAACAAUGCAGGGACUGAUGCAAUAAAGCUCUUUCGUAGGAUGCAAACUGAAAAUGUAGAGUAUGACUAUAUCACAAUAGUCAGUGUUAUUUCAGCCUGUGCUAGCUUGGGUGCACUGAACACUGGUAGAUGGUUGCAUGAGCUGGCUCGAAUGAAAGGCUUUGGAACCAAUGCUUCAAUCACAAAUGUACUCAUUGACAUGUAUGCGAAGUGCGGGAACAUAGACCUGGCCAAGGAUGUAUUUCAGGGAUUGCCUGAUAAAAGUGUUGUGUCCUGGACAUCUAUAAUAGGGGCUUGUGCAUCUCAUGGUCAUGGGGACGAUGCUCUCAUGCUUUUCUCUAUGAUGAAAGAACAGGGUACCAAACCAAAUAGUUUCACUUUCACUGCUGUUUUGACUGCUUGUAGGCAUGCGGGUCUAGUAGAAGAAGGGAGAAAGCACUUUGAGAGCAUGAUUAAAGACUACUCGAUCUCCCCUGGUGUAGAGCACUAUGCUUGUAUGGUUGAUCUUCUUGGUCGUGCUGGUUGCUUGCUUGAGGCAUAUAAGUUUAUUGAGACGAUGCCGGUUGAGCCAGAUGCAGGUGUGUGGGGAGCUUUACUAAGUGCUUGCAGGAUACAUGGCAAUGUUGAGCUAGCCGAACUUGUGGUAGCCCGCCUGUCCCGUUUAGAUACUCAAACUGUUACAUCCUACGUACUUAUGUCAAAUAUAUACGCUGAAGCUAGUAGGUGGGAAGACGAAGCUAGGUUGAGGAACUUGAUGAGAAAAAAGUUGUUGAAAAAGUUACCUGGGCAAAGUUUUGUUGAGGUAAAUUGAAAAUUUUAUGCCUUUCUAUCAGGUUCAAGAUCUCUGGCAUCUUGUCUGACUUAAAUUAAUUGGAUUAUUUUCAUCACUAAAGAUCCCCGUCAUAUUUUUUAUGAAACAAUAUAAAAUUACAAAGA
Prunus avium (sweet cherry) is the source of this 2134-nucleotide messenger RNA. Its product is annotated as pentatricopeptide repeat-containing protein At1g08070, chloroplastic. Gene Ontology annotation, molecular function: protein binding; RNA binding. Gene Ontology annotation, biological process: RNA modification. The record is from RefSeq and is a predicted model, not a curated record. NCBI's taxonomy places the organism in Eukaryota, Viridiplantae, Streptophyta, Magnoliopsida, Rosales, Rosaceae.